AAACGUCAUACUUAUUUGAUGAAUUCAAAUAAUUUUGAAUAUUUGAAGAAUGCGGUUACCAAAGUAUUUAUCGAAAAUCACAUAUUGAUUUCGAUUGAUAUCGAAGCUUUUGAAACUAAUACAUAUAUUAUAAUUGAACUUGGGUUGACGAUAUAUGAUCCUAGAUUUCAAUUGAGCACAUUAAAUCCGAGUUUUCAAAAGAUCCAUUUGAUUCCAAGUGAGGUUUUUGAGUUCCGAAAUGGAUUAUUUAUAACAGAUAAUAAAUUCAAAUUUAUUGGUGAAUCAAUAAUUUUGACGUUUGAAAAAUGCGCCAUUUUGAUGCAAGUCAUAAUAAAUUAUUAUUUUACUGAACUAGAUUACCCUUGUUCAUUAGUUGGUCAUAAUGUUUGUGGGGAUAUUAAAUGGCUAAAAGAACUUGGUGUAAGAUUUCCUGAAAACCAUUCAAUUAUUGAUACACAAGAUUUAUGGACCACUAGUUUUGGUACUGAGACCUCGUCAUUAGGAAAUGUUUUAAGAAUCCUUAACAUUCCACAUUCGAAUUUACAUAAUGCAGGUAAUGAUAGUUAUUUUACUUUGAUACUUGCGAUGAACCUUUCGGAUCCAUUAUAUCGAAUAAAUAAUAAACUUGAUAGCAUUGAGUUUAUUGAAAAUAUCAAGAAAAAG
Messenger RNA from Ascoidea rubescens DSM 1968, 663 nucleotides. RefSeq lists its product as uncharacterized. The transcript has a single exon. Gene Ontology annotation, cellular component: nucleus. Gene Ontology annotation, molecular function: nucleic acid binding. Lineage: Eukaryota; Fungi; Ascomycota; Saccharomycetes; Ascoideales; Ascoideaceae. The record is from RefSeq and is a predicted model, not a curated record. The annotation marks the transcript as partial.